CUAUCGUUUACGGGCUAAAGCGACUGGCGAGUGUUCAGCGCCUUGCGAACCCCAGCAAGAAAGGGAGAAGCGAGACGUACAGUCGCACACAACGCCACCUCCAGUCCUUCCAUUAGCUCCGGCACAAGGCCGCUCUCCUCUGUGGUUUCUCUCAUUUUAGGGUGAGGUUCAACCUGCAUCAAUUUGGUACAACAGAAAUUUCUCCUGCAUCAUUUGGUAUCAGUGUCAUCAAUGUGGUGAAGUGAUGAUUAGUAUUUUGGCCUCUCUAGUUGACAAUGACAUGAUUACUGGUUGGAGAUAGGGAAUAACUGGAGAUAUAUGAAGCAUUUUCAGUUUGUGCAGUGCAUUGCUUUGUAUUCUUCAAGGCAAUAUUUGAAUGCUUUAAAGCACUACACUUCGACACUCUACAAACACAUAAAAUGAAACCGAGAGCAGAUGGGAUUUCUAGAGCUCAAAAGUCAAAAUUUUGUCAUGAAGGGCCAAAUUGGGUCCUUAUUGCAGGAGGCGCAUUAUUGAGCACAUUAUCAUUUCAGUUUGGGUACAAGCUCAAGCAAGUUCUUGAUACAAGGCAGCUGGACAAUGCUAGCAAUGGGCUGAAAGGAACUGCGAAGUCUGCCAACAAGAGGAAGUCAGGGACUUGCACAUCGCACUCAAAUUUAUAUUCCUUUGCACAAGAUGAAGGUGGUGGUUGCAAUUUCCAUUCAGCUGCAGGGUUUUCUGAUGGCAUGGUGGGGGUUAAAUGCUCACCAUCUGGCUCGAUACUCCAGGAAACUAACCCAGCACUGCCUUUGGUCACAGUUCCAGUUUUGGAGUCUAACAAAGAAAAUGGUGUCAUGUGGGCCUCUUCUCCCGAUUGCCUUGAGCUGCCUCCAAAGCCAUUCCAUCACUCAAAUAGUUCAGAUUCUCCCUGUUUAUCAGAAUCUGGUUCUGACAUCUUCACCAAGCAGGAAGUGAUACGGAAGCUAAGGCAGCAGCUGAAGAGAAGGGAUGAGAUGAUCCUUGAAAUGCAAGAUCAGAUUACAUCUUUGCAGAAUUCACUCAGUGUCCAGCUGACUCGUUCUACCCAUUUGCAAUCACAGCUUGAUUCUGCAAACAGAGACCUGUUUGAAUCAGAGCAGGAGAUCCAGCGGCUGAGGAAAGCCAUAGCAGAUCAUUGUGUGGUAGACACUAGUCCCUGUGAGAAGCCCAUGGCAGUCAAUAACUGGGCAACACGACAGAACGGGCAUAUAAAUGGGUUUAUUGUCGGGGUGAGUGAUGUGGAGGUGUUGGACAAAGGAAGUGGAGGAGAUGGAGAGAGGAUUGAGAUGCUGAAGAAGGAAGUGGUAGAGUUAAAGGAAGUCAUCGAAGGAAAGGAGUACUUGCUGCAGAGCUACAAGGAACAAAAGGCUGAACUCUACUCAACGGUCAAGGAACUGCAGCAGAGAUUGGCUUCUCAGGUACCAAAUAUUUUGUAGAUGAUCAAUUUUGUGUAUCCUUGUUUGGUUUCUCUUGUGUUGUUGCAUAGGGGGUGAAACCUCUUUUUUACCUUCCUUGGUUCAUAUGUUUUCGGCUGCAUACAUUGCACAUAUGCAUAUAAGAGAGAGAGAGAGUUCUGAUUGGUGAACGAUCAAAUGGUGACUCGUUGGACUACAUGGAGAUGGAGCCACUGCUGUAAUUGGCUGUACUGUAGUUCUCCAUUAGUUUGCCCUUUGGCCAUUAGCGUCAUGACUCCAACGGCACUAACAGCUUGGAUUUGGAUUCCCAGGUAAAUAUCAAGGUCCGGGCUAUUUUAUGGUUUGUGCAAGUACAUUUGAGUAUGGACCAUAUGGUAUGAAAGUGUAUAUAUCUUCUUGCUCAUUUCUAGCUGAACAGUUGACGUUACUUAUUCCUUUGUUUAUUCCUCUUAUUUAUUUACUCUUUUUUGUAAGAAUUUACUUUA
Nelumbo nucifera (sacred lotus) is the source of this 1918-nucleotide messenger RNA. Lineage: Eukaryota; Viridiplantae; Streptophyta; Magnoliopsida; Proteales; Nelumbonaceae. The record is from RefSeq and is a predicted model, not a curated record.